Messenger RNA from Entrophospora sp. SA101, 777 nucleotides. The record is from the annotation of a GenBank genome assembly. Lineage: Eukaryota; Fungi; Glomeromycota; Glomeromycetes; Entrophosporales; Entrophosporaceae.
AUGGGUCUUAAACCUUGUUUAGUUGAAACAAAAAAACAUUUUACAACGUUGGAUCGUUUUGUGGAAUUAACAGACAUCCCAACCUUGUCUCAAGUAUAUAAAAAAGGUGGAUUUGAUUGUCGAAUCCCAGGAACUUUUAAACAUGAUAUAAGUCUUUCUCACAAUAAAACUCUUAAUGAUAAGAUAUCUUUAAUCAAAGAAGACAUUACGAAAUUGAAAAUUGACUCAAUUGUUAAUGCUGCAAAUGAGUUUCUCAUGGGAGGAGGAGGAGUUGAUGGAGCAAUUCACAGGAUAAUUCAUCUUAUCUUACAUGCACAUGUAUCUUUAGGUUAUAAUUUACCAGCAAAAUAUAUUAUUCAUACUGUUGGGCCUGUAGGAGAACAUGAAGAACUUCUCAAUAGUGCUUAUAGACAAUCAUUGAAAGUUAUGAUUGUCAACAAUCUUAAGAGUAUAGCAUUUCCAAAUAUAAGCACAGGUGCUUAUGGAUAUCCUCGUGUUGGUGCUGCACAAGUGGCUAUGAAAACAAUUAGAAAAUGGAUGGAGGAUUUUGAACAUAUUGAAAAGAUUGAUAGAAUAAUCUUUUGUGUUUUUGAGGAAAGUAAUAGAAGAAUAUAUGAGGGAUUAUUGCCUUUAUACUUUCCACCACCACCAGAAGGUAGCAAUAAUGAUACUGAUAUAUUGGGAAAACAAGAAAAAGAGAAUGAUGCUGGUACAGCAGAGAAACAAGAAGAGGGGAAGAUACAACCCCACUCUAUCAAGGGUUGUAUUAUAGUGUAG